AUGGAUUUCAUCAAGACCAGUUCCCUGCGUGCUCUGAUUGAGUUAACUUUCCAACGCAACUGGAACGGCCUAAUUUGGAUGAGUGGAAACGGAGUUACAACCAAAAGAGUGAAGACUGCUCCAGACGGCUCUAUCGAGAACAGCGCCCAAACCGUGCAGUCUGACUGGCCGAGAAACGAACGUUUCACGCUCGGCCAGAAUCUCACCCGUCCGUCUGAAGUCUCGGCCAAAGUCCAAAACUGUUCGGCCGAACGCAAGUCACGACCCGAGAAACUAUUGCCCGCGGUCGACCACACCACAACAGCUCACGCCACAGCCACGCACGACCUAAUCCAUCCAACCCCUUAG
Molecule: messenger RNA, 348 nt
Organism: Microthlaspi erraticum
Lineage: Eukaryota; Viridiplantae; Streptophyta; Magnoliopsida; Brassicales; Brassicaceae
Source: the annotation of a GenBank genome assembly